UUAUUAAAUUGGAGGUGUCCAGGAAUGGUGCGCGAAGUAAAAAACAGCAUCUGCCAUUUUGCGAAUGUAACGCGAAGUUAUUUAAUCAAAUAAGUUAUGUUGGUGCGACGUUUUAAAAAUAAACAAAAGAAGGUAUAAACUAAUGUUUAAAUGGACGCAUCGUCCAUUAUUUUUCAAGUGUCACGGGAAGACGAACAAUUGAAUAGUUACCCUCCCGAAAAAGGAACCUUAACAAAAAAUGAUAGUGACAUAUCAGAGGCCCGCUCAUCAGAGCCAGAAACAAAUAAAAAGGCCAAGAAAGGUUUCUUGCGCACAUUAUUAUGCUGCCUUGGUCGCAACAGACACAAGAACACAAACACAAAUACUUAUGUGGAUGGCAAAGAGUCCCCCACGAAUAUUUCCGGUUCCCCUCGGUACUUAUUACCUCCCGUUCGGCACCAGGACAUGCAUAAAAAGUGCAUGGUCAUAGACUUAGAUGAAACUUUAGUUCAUAGCAGCUUUAAGCCAAUUAGCAAUGCUGAUUUCGUGGUACCAGUAGAAAUAGACGGACUAGUGCACCAGGUGUAUGUGUUAAAGAGGCCAUAUGUGGACGAGUUCCUUAAGAGAAUGGGAGAGCUGUACGAGUGCGUAUUAUUUACCGCAUCCCUUGCCAAAUAUGCGGAUCCCGUUGCGGAUCUGUUGGACAAGUGGAGCGUUUUCAGGGUGAGACUGUUUAGGGAAAGUUGCGUCUUCCAUAGAGGUAAUUACGUCAAGGACCUUAAUAAAUUAGGACGUGACCUGAAAAACAUUGUUAUUGUUGAUAAUUCACCAGCGUCGUACAUAUUCCAUCCAGAUAAUGCGGUGCCUGUUGCAUCGUGGUUUGACGACAUGUCGGACUCCGAGUUGCUGGAUCUUAUUCCAUUUUUCGAAAAACUGAGCAAAAUGGACAAUGUGUAUACAGUGUUAUGUAAUUCUAAUCACCCGUAUAAUAGUAGUGUGCCCCAGUUGAAAGGUAAUCAGGGGUCGUGCAAUAGUACUCCUUCUUCCAGGGAACAGUCGCCUGCUUCGUAGCAUUACGUCUUAAACCGCGUUAGAGGUAUGAUUUCUUUCGCGAGAGCUUUUCUACUCUAAAAAAAUAAUGAAUUAGAAUAACUAAACUAAAUAUAAUAAGUACACAUUUAUAAAUGAUAACAACAACAACAGCAACAACAAUAAUAAUAAUGCACAGUUACUACUACCAUUAUUAUUGUUGUCAUCUCUUGAGGAAUAAAUAGAAGAACAAAGCAAGAGCAAGGGUGUUGUUGGGUAGCUUGAAUAUUACCCCCCCCCCCCCAACUCUCCAAACGGAACCAACCCUGCGCGCCCUAUUCGACUGAAGGAAAUUUUACAGGUGUGUACGUACGAUCGUCUAUAAAAAUAGUUUGUUGUAUUGUACAUUUUUACAAAAUGUGAUGUUGAAAAAGCGUUUGUUGAUGUAAGUUUUAAUUUAUGUAUGUAUAAAUAUUAGCCUCUGAAUGCCA
This is a messenger RNA of Agrilus planipennis (emerald ash borer), 1499 nucleotides long. It is a transcript of the gene hzg, whose product is annotated as carboxy-terminal domain RNA polymerase II polypeptide A small phosphatase 1. The record is from RefSeq and is a predicted model, not a curated record. The transcript has 4 exons. Lineage: Eukaryota; Metazoa; Arthropoda; Insecta; Coleoptera; Buprestidae. The coding region runs from base 151 to 1050 and encodes 299 amino acids. Gene Ontology annotation, molecular function: RNA polymerase II CTD heptapeptide repeat phosphatase activity.